This is a messenger RNA of Phragmites australis (common reed), 617 nucleotides long. Its product is annotated as protein LITTLE ZIPPER 1-like. The record is from RefSeq and is a predicted model, not a curated record. NCBI's taxonomy places the organism in Eukaryota, Viridiplantae, Streptophyta, Magnoliopsida, Poales, Poaceae. The transcript has 2 exons. Bases 82 to 399 code for a protein of 105 amino acids.
UCUUUAUAUAGCGUUACCCUUAAACACUUCAUCUCAAAGUCCUUGAACUCCACAAACUACCAGCAUACGCCAUCCAGCAAUAUGUGCUCCAGCUCCUGGAACAGCAAGAAACACCCAUUUUUUCUUGUCCUCAAGCAGCAGCAACAGCAGAAGAAGAAGCCUCAUGUCUCGGUCAGUAUCAGGAGGAAGAGGUUGAGGCUGGGGAGGAGAGCCGGAGCAGAGACCAUGGAGUUGGUGAACCUGAAGCUCUACCUGGAGAACCGGUGCAUCGUCGCCGAGAACGAGAGGCUCCGGGAGAAGGCCACCGCGCUCCUCCGCGAGAACCUCGCGCUGAGGGAGAACCUCUCCAAGGCGGCUGCCGAGGCCGGGCUGCCGGCGGCGGGAGCAGGAGCUGCGUGAGACUUCUUCCUCUGGCUGCUAAACAUGGAGUAGCUAGCCUACCAGUGUUCUCUCCUUAGUGAGCACUUUUUGGCGCUUGUGCUAGUUCUUGUAGAAUCCUAGGUAUCUGCUUGGCUGCUCCACCAUGUUUGUGCUCACAAAUCACUAGGUUUUCGGAGCUCUCUUGUGUGUUCUGUAGCAUGAUGCUCUGUGCAUUACAAGAGCAGGAUUCAACUGGA